Zootermopsis nevadensis is the source of this 805-nucleotide messenger RNA. NCBI's taxonomy places the organism in Eukaryota, Metazoa, Arthropoda, Insecta, Blattodea, Termopsidae. The record is from RefSeq and is a predicted model, not a curated record.
UCUGCUUAUCAGCUAGUUUCAUCACAGUUGCUAGUCCUUAAAGAUAACAAUGUGAAAUUGUAUUAAUGGAGAACGCUUUAUAGGGUCCAGAUUAUGACUCUGCUAAUGAAGAAGAGAUUGCGCUUGAACGUUCUCGACUGUGUGCACUAUUACGUGACUGGGAGACGGCGAGUACCAACAGUAGUCUUAACCGUUCAGCACCAUCUACACCGGCCCAUCGCAAACUACCAUCUAAACCACAGGGUCCAUUGCCAGCACCAUACUACCAUCUACACAUGAAUGGUGACCUUUUCCUUCAGCAACAGAAUCAGCAUCAUCACCAGCAGCUGCAGCUUCAGCAGCAGCACCAACACUUGCAGCAACAGUUCUUCCAGCAACACCUACAGUACCAGCAGCAUGUCAGCAGAGGACAGUUUGUGGCACCCUCUUCCCCACAGAUCGCACGUGUUACUCCGGUUAUAAGAAACUAUCAGCCUAUGUCUCCUGUGCCAACACAACAGCGUGCCAGCUCCAUUGUGCAGUAUCGGCAGUCGAGAGGGGCGUACACGGAGCUGGCAUGACAGUCAUUGCACCCCUUCUCACAUAGGAUUCUCUAAUCUCAGGACUUGGCUGUUGGAAGUAACUGUGAUUGUCGUAGUCUGAUUGACUGAUAUAAGACAGCUAAGGUGUUCAUAUUUCAGAAGUGGUGAAGAUGCAUAAACUAUAAUGAUGUUAGCUGACUGUACCACAACCCUCUCUUGCCAUGUCUUGGCAGUAUAUUUGUGCACUUCAUCUGUUCCAUCCCAUAUUUAUUCAGAUUUGAUCA